AUGUUUAUGGGAUUAUGUUAUAUAAGAAAUUGUAAACAAAAUAUAUAAAAAACAUAUUUAUAUUUAUAUAAAAUAAAGAAUGAAACAGCGGAUUAUUUUUAAAAAAGAAGAAGUUAUUUUAAAUUUUAGACAAGAAAAAUUUCUAAACAUUCUAUAACUGCCUAUAUGAACUUAAAAUAAACAAAAGAAUAAAAAUAAAAAGAAGAGGCUAAAAAAAUUAAAAAAAUAGCAGAAAACUGUAAUUUAAUAGUAUAAAAAUAAUUUUGGAGGUAAAUGAAUAAGGUAAAGAAGUACAUGAGUUUAAUUGAAAUUUAAAAAGAAUAAAAAGAAGAUUAAUAAAAAAGAUUAGAAAGUUUAGUAACUGACUAACUAAAUCUAUCAUCGAAAUUAGCUAAAAUUCUUUAAUUAGCUAAAAAUAUUCCUGAUUUAGAUACAUAAAAGGCUAUAGAAUAAUCAAAAUGUAAAUAAAGUGAUGAUUUAAGGAUAAAGUAAGAAAUAUAAAAAUAAAAAGAAAAAGAGUUUGAUUAAUAAAUGGUUGAAUUAGAAAAUAAAUUUAAUGAAAAUAUUAAUCUUUUAAAACAAUUUAAUACUUAAAUAAUUCUAAGAAAAGGACAAUAAAACACUUAUUUCUAUGAAAAAACUAAUUUUAUAAAAAAAAUUAAUUCUCCGUCUAAAAACUAUGAUUUUGAAAUUGAUGAAUUUGAGUAUUUUUUUUUCAAUUAAAUAAACAAAAAUAAAAAAUAGUUAAUAUGGCAAUAUAAAAUUUGA
This is a messenger RNA of Ichthyophthirius multifiliis, 768 nucleotides long. Its product is annotated as snf2 family n-terminal domain protein. The transcript has a single exon. NCBI's taxonomy places the organism in Eukaryota, Ciliophora, Oligohymenophorea, Hymenostomatida. The record is from RefSeq and is a predicted model, not a curated record.